AGCUCUUGGCGUGUAGACUGACUGAACACUAUAGCUGUGUUGAGUUUUACAUCAUUAAUUCAUCGUGUGGCGGGCUGUGCAAUGAAUUUAAUCUGUUUUCAUCACUUCAAGUUAUUUCGGCAACAAGUGGUUUUAAUGCAGCAGUGAUAUCUUGUGUUAUUUUGACAGUUUCUUCGUGUUCUUUAAGUGGAAUUUAUAGUUUGUUUUGACCCAACCUUUAACUAAUUGAUUACGGUCCACCAUUGUAAUCGUUCAACCAUUCCACUGGGAUAAUAGCUAAGCGUUUGAAACUGGAUAUAAUAGUUGUAUUAUUCAUGUUGGAUUAUUUUGUGGAAUAUAAACCACACGAGGGAUAAUAAAUAUACAGAGUUGAUUUAACAUUUUAAUUAAACAGCAUUCCAUAAGGGUGUUCACAAGUGUGGGAUAAAAGGAUUGAGGUAUGAGUAGUCAGGUUAAUGGGCCGUCCAGCCCGACUGGCAAAUAUAUUGACUCAAUAGAUCCUGAUGACCCUGAGUAUCAACGACAGAUGCGACGACCAGCAGAGGUGAAAGAAGAUUUAAAACAGAUGGAUAGUCGUAGUCGUGUGAAGGUUGUCCUAGAUAGUGACGCUUUUCGUGAAGAGUUAGAACGUAUUGUAGAAGAACAGAUAUUGACCGGACCACAUCCCGCUAGUUUGAUAGCUCUACAACAGAUAUCGGAACUCUUGUUACCAGGAGGUAAACUUGGUGGUGGAAGCGGCAGCAGGGGAUUCGCUAAAGGCCCAAUCAUUCCUAUUAAUGACAUUCGUGGUGUGGAAUCGAUGGGCUACAGUAAACCAGAGAAAGUUUUACGAUGUAAACUAGCUAGUUUAUACAGAUUGAUUGAUAUGCACGGCUGGACGUCGGGAAUAUAUAACCAUAUAAGUGCUCGUGUAAAUCAAGAACAGGAACAUUUUUUAAUCAACCCGUUUGGUGUUUUGUAUUCAGAAGUAUCGGCAUCUUCGUUAGUUCGGGUUGAUAUGCAAGGUGAAGUUUUAGAUGCUGGUUCGACUAUGUUAGGAAUAAAUAAAGCAGGAUUUAUUUUACAUUCAGCCAUCCAUCAAGCUAGACCCGAUAUUAAAUGUAUUAUACAUGUACACACACCAGAAGCAGUUGCAGUAUCUGCAAUGGAAUGUGGAUUAUUGCCGCUAUCACAAGAAGCUAUGAUUUGUGGAGAAAUUAGUUACCAUGGUUUUAACGGAAUACUAGUAGAUGAAGAAGAAAGAGAUAAAUUAGCUAGAAAUUUGGGACCCACAAAUAAGGUGAUGUUCUUACACAACCAUGGAGUUGUAGCAUGUGGUAAUACAAUAGAAGAGGCCUAUCACUAUAUUCGUAAUGUUAUGUAUGCUUGUACAGUACAGAUGAGUGCUAUACCUGCUGGAAUUAAUAAUUUAAUAAAAGUAGAUUCAGACUUGUGGAGGAAGACAUUUACAGUAGCAAGUCAGGGUGGUGGAGGUGUUAAUGUUGGUGGUAGAAAAUGGAAAGUAGGAGAAUUAGAAUUUGAAGCUAUGAUGAGACAACUGGAUAAUGCUGGUUAUAGAACAGGUUAUACGUUUAAAGCUCCAUUAGUUCGACACGAGAAAAGAGAUCGUUCUAAUAAUGACGUUGAGAUUCCACCAUCAGCUAGUUCAUUCACAUCAAAUGAUGACAGUAGAUUUAUGUCGCCGGUAAAGAGUGCUAUGGAGAGAAAUAAAUUAGCUUAUAAAGCAGGAUGGUUAACCUCACCUAAUACUUACGCUAAACAAGAAAUAGAAGAAAUUGGCACAACAAACCCUAAAAAAAUUACCAAGUGGGUACCAGAAAGUAACGCCACCACAAGUACACCAAUCAAGUUGGAUAACCCCAAUCAGUUUGCUCCACAAGGUCCAGACCCUAAAGAAUUCCGCAACAAACAAAAAGCGUUACGUAAAGACUAUUAUGAAGAUCAUAUAUCGGCCGGACCUCAAUCGAAACUAUUAGAAGGCAUCUCGUGGGAUGAAGCUCAGAAAAUGAAGGAGGGAUCCCUAUCUCACACAGCUGAUAACGUGAUUGUUGUCGGGGCCGCUUCUAAAGGUAUUAUUCAGCGUGAUCACCAACAUAAUGCAGUCGUCUAUAAAUCACGCUACGCAGCUAACCCUUUCGAAAAUGUGUCAAAUGAUGAAAUUCAACAGUAUGAACAGGAAGUCGACAGGAAGAAACGAGGAUUACCAGCUGUAGAUGAAGAUGAAGGAAGUCCAGGACCAGACGGGAAACUGAUAUCUUCCGAUGAAAGACUUCAACAAAUACAGAUGAACAGAUCGAUGGAUGAAAAACAAGAUGAAUCACUAGACAUGUCACAUGCCAGCGAUUACGUUAAUGGGGAGCCAGAACAAAGUCCACAGCCAGGUUCUGAAUCAGGUAUUCCUUUAGAAGACAGCGUGUGUGCUGAUGUGGAAACCCUACUGGACGAAAUACGUACGACGCCAAGCGUGCCACCCAAACACGGACAAAAUGGCGAUAGAAAUAAGCGUCCAGAGUACUCUACCCCUGUCAAACGCGCAGAAUCUGAACGACAACCGCAUCGUGAUCCUGCACUUUUACGUGAAUUAUCUGAGAAAGGUAUCGGCAGAUCGCAAUCGGAUCGCAGAGGUCGCGGUGAAGGAGAGAAGCCUGGUUCACCAGCUAAAUCGGAUACACUAAGAUCAACUGACAGUGCUAGUGGGGGAGAAACACUGGAGGACAGAUCCAGCAAGGAGGGCUCACCCACUAAGGAACAGGCAUCACCGAAUAAAGAGAAAGAAAAGAAGAAAAAGAAGAAGUUCCGUAUGCCCAGUUUUAACAAGAAGAAGAAUAAGGAGAGCAAAGAGAGCACUUUUUAAAUAGAAAUAAAGUAGAUCUCCUUUUUCUUUAGUCUUAGAGACGAUUCAAAUAAAUAAAAUAACGUGGAAUACGAUGAUAAAUAUAGAGAGACACGUACAUUACGUUUUAAUUGUUGCUUUCAUUCGAAUAAAACGCUUUUAAAAUCAUCUUCGUCAUUUGUUAUUGAGACACAGAAAAUGUACUCCCGAUACAGCGUGCAAAUUUUGUGUUUGUAUUUUUCGCGACUUCAUUGAGCCUUUUUAUUUUCAUGUCAUCUAAGUGCUUUAUUAAAUAUUUGUAAGCGUUCUUCUGUUUUUCUAGAGAAGCGCUUACCUUGUCAUUUGUAAAGUGCAAGUUUUUAUCGCGUCACGUUGAUUGUACGCUUAGUGGAUAGUAGUCAAGGCAACAAGAGCGACCAUUUUCGAUUUCACCAUAAAUGGCAUUGGUUGCCUCAUCAUUUAAUUAAGUAAAUUUGAGAUAGUUAUUUCAUUAUUCGUGUUUUUUCACAGCAAAAUAUGGAUGAAUUUGAUUCGAUAUGAAAUUAUUAUAAUAAUUAUCUUUGCUGUAAUGUAAAUUGUUGGUUUAUUUUGUUUUUAUUUUAUAAGUAAAUGUCUUCUAUGCAUUUCUUUGUUCUAGCUCACAUUUAUCGAUUACCAUAUAAGGGUCAUCCUUGAUUAAGGACAAUCCUUACAUUAGAAAGGUUGGCCUUUAUCAAUUAUGGUGAAGUGUCUUGUAUUAAUCAGGGGUCAUCUUCAAAAUGUAGUCCUCAAGUGAUUCAGGAACAUAAGCUUACCUUAGAAGUGGCAUCCUUAAUUGAUUGAGGCCUUCCUUUAUAAGGGUUGUCCUUUCUUGAUUUAAGGGCCUAGGGGUCCUUAAUUUAGUUUUGUGUGAUAUCUGCUUGUUAAACCAUAUUUAAUAAAAAAACAACCUUGUCAUAUAUUCAUUCUUUCACACUAUAGUGAAGUGGACCAUUUUAUUAAUUUGGCAAUGUUUAUAUUAACCAUCUUGCCAAUCAGUUUUUUUAAAUAAUAAUAUGAAUGUAGUCGACAAACCAGCAACAGUGUAUAUAAAUAUAUCUAUCUAUGUAAUUCACAGAUUUUAUUGGGAAUUGAUAAGAAAUUUCAUGAUAAAACUUGAAACCAUGGCCUGUGAAAAAGUCUGAAAGGGAAGUGUGAAAUUUAAUUAAUGUUUAUUGAAAUAAGUUGUGAUUAAAUCCGUUUGUUUUAAGAAAAUCAUUUUCAUUGGAUAAAAAUCAAUUAAAGCACGCUCGUUGCUCAAAAUUAGAAGAACUGAGAAUAGAAAUGGGCACAGUAACCAUAGUGACCAAAAACAAGAGAGUUAAAAAUGGGCUGUUUAUGUAAGUUUUAUCAUGGUAUUUAUUCAGUAAUUUAUUAAAUUUAUUAUUUUCAUGAUUCGUUGAUUAUUCGCCUGACAUAUUUAUAAAAUACUGUAAACAGUCUUAUGGAGACUCUUCAAACUUUCGUAUUUAACCCUUUUUUGUUUGUUUUUCUGACGCAAUAUUGUUUUAUUUUAUUGUCGUUAAUUUGAUAUAAGAAGUUAUUCCACUUUGGUUUAACUUUUUUUACUCUAAAAGAAAAACAAACGGCAAAAUCUAAAUGAAGGAAUUUAAGAAGGUUUGCAGUACAAAAUUUUGAGAAAUUCUAAAAAUAAUGCAAACUGAUAAAAAAAAAAAAAAAGGGAUUUAAAAACAUGUAUUUUUGUUCUGUUCAAAUAGAUAAAGAAAAUUCCCAGUAAAAUCUGUAGAAUUAGGUCCAGAAAAACACAGAAUGUUUUGAGAGAAGUUUUUGGACAUGUAUAUUGCAGUUUUGAAUCAACUUAAAUUUUCAUAAAGUCCAAGAUAUAUACCGGUAUAUAAUUCAUAUUUCAUUAUUAGAUUCCCUUAAUGUAAUUCUCACUUGUGGUGCUUCCAUGCUGCGGAUUUGAGUUUAUCUUUGAAUUUACUAAAUUUUCUUAGGGCGUUCCACAAAAAGGCAUAGAAACACAUAGACAUGGCUAUCGUUAAAUGCACUUUUAAAGCUAAAUGUUGCAUUUUACCAAACAUGCUUUGAAGUUUUUUCUGAAAAUCAAUAUUUGUAGCUUAAAAAUUUUGGAAAUAUCUCUUUUAUUCCGAGAUAUUUUAUAAAUUGUGGACAAGGACUGGUAAUUGUGCAUAUUGUAGAGUGGAUUAUUAAUAUAUGCUUAAACUUUAGUUCAAAUUCAUUUCUGUUUUUAUUUAAUGCAAAAUAAUUGAGUGAAACACUUUUGAAGUGGGAAUUCGGGUGGAGGGUUAUGGCUUGAACUUCAUUAUGAAGUUUUUAAUUUUUAGUUUUUUUGCAAUGAAUUUGAAUUUAAGUUUUGGUUGAUUUUUCCAUUUUCUGUAUUAUUUGGUUAUCUUGUUGAUUAAUUUUGUCUGAUUUCGAUAAUAUUCUGUAUUGAAUCCGGUAAUAUAAUUAAAUCUAGUUUAUGAAACGUGUAUCUGAAGGUAUUGUAUCUCAUCAAAUCAUAUAAUUCACUUUUGUACGUGUUGUGACUUGUGAUGGGGGGGGGGGGUCCGAUGGUUUAAAUCAUGUCGGUCACCGAGUGGUGGUUGAUGGUUUAAUAAGGUCUGUCAUUGAGUCAAGUGGUGAGGUUUCCCAUUGCUAAAGACCCCUACGUGCAAGCGAAUUAUUGAAAUAAAAAUUAAACCAUAUGUUAGUCCCGAAAUGACCUAGUUUGUGUCAAGUGAAUUGUUAAACCCCAUUUCUCUCUCUCUCUCUGUCACUGAGUCAACUUUACUUGCUAACACCAUAUUUACUGUCGAAGUUGUGCACAUGGUUUUAGACAUGUUUAGCAACUCACCAUUUUCUUACAAAAAUAGGCACAAGACAUAAAUUAUAUGGAAUGAUGGGAUACGAUGCCAUUUUACGUGAAUUAACAUCAGUAUUGACUAUAUAUAUAUAUAUACAUGUAUAAUCGUGAUAUGCUCCAAUCAGAAAUCUUGGGUUUACAUUGUCUAAUUUUGAAAUAAAUAUUUAAGAUUUGAAAUUUAUAUAAUUUCUAAUUUUCUUUGUUUGCUACAGAUUAUAAUUGCCAUAAGAUUGGUUUUGGAUUUAGAUCGUCAAUAAAUGCAGUGUCACUGCCAUAUUUUCAUGACCGAGUAUUAUCAUUUGUUUGAUUGAAUUGAGAACUCUCCAAACCUGUUUUUUUUUUUUCAAAAAAAUAUAAGCAUUUAUUAUACUGAUAAACCUUAACCAUUAUUAUUAUUAACUGAUGGAGUGUACUGAAAACCUUCUCAUAGAAGUGUGGAUGAUUCGAAAAAAUCGCACGAUCAUAUCCACAUUAUUUAAUUAACAUCUUGAUUAAUAGUGUGGAUGCUCGUAGACUGAGAGAUUCAUGGCGGGAACAUUGAUUGAUAGCAUUACAUGCUAAUUAAUUUAUCGUUUGUUAUUUAAUCAUGGAAGGUUUUUGUAGACCCAAAGGAUCCACACACAUACACACAGUCGAUCAUCUCAUGUGAUCCAUUUCUUCGCUCUUAUUCUAGUAUUCUCAUUAUUAAAGGAUGGAGGUAUUGUAGAACCCCAGUGUAAUAGUAGAGAAUAAAGAUGGUAGCUGUUUUGUUUUAAAUUUAAUUUUUACAUUUAAUUAUUAAUAAUAUUAAUCUUAGUUUUUUUUUUCCUUGUUUUGUUACAAACCAUUUAAUGUAAAAUACAGCUUUUUUAUUUGUAAAUAAUUUUUGCCGUUAUAUAAUUAUAACUUGUAAUAAUAUUCUUAACUAUGGCACUUUCUAAUAAUAGAGUUAUCCUUCUUGCAGAGUUACCAUAGUAACGUAUUGAAUACAGGGGAAGAUAACUCUCUUGUUAAAACGAGCUAUGAACAUGCCCUAUACAUGUAGUUUUAAACCUUGCGCGACUUUAUGAAUUUGUUCAGCUUUUUUUAAAUAAAAAAAAAUGAGACAUUUUUCGUCACGAUUUUAGUGUAAAUUUACUUAUUAUGUAGGUUAAUGCGCAGAUCUGCGAAAACGUGUCUGUUGUGGAUGUUAUUUUGGUCGGAAAUCGGCCACGUUUUCGGAAAUCUCGCGAUGACGUAUUAAUUAUAUGCUAUAUAUAUAUAUAUACCCGUGUAAUCAUAUGUACGAGUCACGAGUUAAUUUCAUUGUAUUACACGAAUCAUAUUCAAAUAAUUUCACUUUUUUUUCUUUCUUUUUUUAAGAAAAUGUUGCUUUUGGGAAAACAUUUUGCAUGUUUUUUAUACAGCGUUAUCUUAAAAUUUAAUAAAAUAAACAUUGUGCAGUAAAUAUUGACAUUGUAAUUUGCUUCCAGUUCAAUAAAUUAAUCGUACUUGUACUUCAGAAAAAACCCCAACUUAAUCUGGGUCUUGCGUCUGUUUUGCCCAAUUUUGCGAUAUAUAUAUAUAUUAUAUGUUACUAUCGACACUUAGAGCUCAGUUCUGGUUAAAGAAUAAUAUUUGAUUCGUUUGCGUAGGAAAAAGUGCAAUUCGGUUUUUAAGAUGUAAAUCUUAAUUUAUGUGGUCGGUUGUGAUGUCAAUUUUGUUUUUUUAAGUUAAAGGUACUUGGUAGAAAAAAAAAGAGAAAAUUUGUCAUAAAACAGAAAAAAGUUACCCAUCAUCAAAGCAACAUAUUUCCGAGUACAUAUUUUCAAUUCAUAAAUCCUGAUCAAAGGCUUGAAUAAUGAGAUUAAAGAAAUAUUAGAUUGCAUUUUGAAAUUUCAUUUAUUAUAAAUAUUCUAAUCCAAAUGAAAUUUUUUAAGUAUUCUGGAUAAUCAAGAUCGUAUAGUCUAAAAUAUACAAGUCUUUUUGAAUAUUCAGUACAAAAUAUACUGGACUAUUAAUUCUGAUACAUGGAGGCUUUUUGUGAAACUAAUUGACUUUAGAUUUAGACCUGAUAAUCUGGACUCACCUACAAUAUCAAUUCAAUAUUCCAGACAGUAAGAACUGGUUAACAGUAUUUAAUAUCCUGGAUAAUCAAGUCUGGUAUUAUAUAUAGUCUAGAUUACACCAGUAUCUAUAUGUGUAUUAGUCGAUGAGCUGCUUGUUAAUGUAGUAAAAACUCGUCCUGCUGUGUCAAUAAACAUGUUGUAAAAACAUCA
Molecule: messenger RNA, 7918 nt
Organism: Patella vulgata (common limpet)
Lineage: Eukaryota; Metazoa; Mollusca; Gastropoda; Patellidae
Product: protein hu-li tai shao
Exons: 20
Coding region: 440-2854 (804 amino acids)
Cellular component (GO): postsynaptic density; plasma membrane; cytoskeleton
Molecular function (GO): actin filament binding
Source: RefSeq, a predicted model, not a curated record